Messenger RNA from Rotaria sp. Silwood2, 882 nucleotides. The record is from the annotation of a GenBank genome assembly. Lineage: Eukaryota; Metazoa; Rotifera; Eurotatoria; Philodinida; Philodinidae.
CGUAACCUGCCUUCUACUUGGUUAUGGCUCCACACGAGAAGGGUCGUGCCGCGGAGUUGGUUGGGGGGGGGGGGGGGGGGGGGGCUUAAAGUGCUAAAAAAAAGGCUUGGUAGCACUAGGGUUAAUUAUUGUUGGCUAUCAUCUGAAUAAAUUUAAACAUAAGUUUACUCACAUACUAAAUUUAAGGUGGGAUGAAUAAGUUUCUCAUGAGAUUCAUUUAUUAGAAAUAGUUUAUAAAAAAUAUUAUGUUUGUUAAACAUUUCUGUAGAAAUAAAAUAUUUUCAAAAAGAAUUCAACUUUUUGAUUGUUUGUAUCAUUCGAAAAAGAACGUUGCCGGCGCUGCACCGCACCGCCACGAUAAUCUCUCCUUUGUAAUUUCGAUUGAAAUGAAAAUUUCAAUAGGAAGGUUUUUUUUAUUAAGAUAUUUUUUAAUUUUAUUGUUAUUUCAUAUUUAUUUGCCAAUAAUAUCUUCUAUAUACGUAUAUUCUUAUUUAUUUGUUUCUUUUAAAUAGUCCAAUUCAAGAUAUAAAACAUCAACUUGCGUCACUCAGUAUUCGAUUUAUUGACAAAAGUUUAUCAGGUCAUUGUGAUUUAACUAAAACAUGUGCAACAAAUUUAAAGAUUAUAAAUUCUGAUAAUGGAAUGAGUACUGAUUCACAAAUUCACAAACAAUUUUAUGAAGUUUAUAAGAAUGAUCCAGAAAUGAAUCAAGUAAAUGUAUUUAUGUGUUUUCAUCCUGUAGCAAUGUGUGAAAUAUUUAUGCCUUUCAAUCGUACAUUGAUCGUUAUCGCAUCUACUCGGUAUGAAUUAGCACGAUUUUCUAAAGAAGAUUGGACUAAAUUGAACAAAAAUCUUCAAAUAAUUGCUUCGGAUCCUCGGUAA